ACACACGAUUAAGACGCAAUAGCAUAACCCGGAGAUUUAGCUGUUAUCGCAUGCAACCAAAACAGGCCUGUCACGUAGAGAUAUAAAUAUAAGGUGCGGAAGCUUUCUUUGAUCGGCAUGAUAGCACCUGUAUCAAGAGAGCGAAAAUGUUACGUAGAAUUGUAUUCUGUGUUUUCGUCGCGGGUGGCUUCGCUGCCCUAAACCUUGACGAAGCUAGAGAUGAAAUAGUAUCAAAAGUAUCCAAACUUCGACAUAGAAGGCAGGUGACCCAAAUUGGCUCAGCGGGACUAGCCAGCGCUGUCAGUCAAUUUGCGGGAGCGUUGGGAGGUGGUGGAGGUGGGGGAGGAGGGGGUUGGGGGAUUGGGGUUUCAGGACCUAGAGCUGUAGCAGGUACCAGCUUUGCAGACUCCUGUAUCUAUGACAGCGACCCGCAGCCUAUAGUGGCUACAACACUUCCAUUUGGAUUUGGAGGGCCCGUGCCAGGUGGCGGGGUAGGGUACGGGUCAGGCGGCAGUCCUGCGGCAAGCUCGCCCAGGCGCCAGACAGGCAGCAUCGGACCUCAUGCUAACCGCGAUAUCGUGUUUGUGUUGGACACGUCAGGCAGCAUAUCCAACGCGGCCUUCGAGCAAGCCAAGGAGGGCGUGGCUCUUCUAACUAGCUCCUUCUGUCCUACCACAAUGGGCAGUGGCCUGGACGGAGAGAAGCAGAUAGCCUUGGUGCUGUUCGGAGAUCAGGUUGAGACGGCGAUCCCAUUCACCGACAGUCACGCUGGCGUUGACCAACUUAACCGUAAAAUCAUUGCCUUGCGUCAUCGCCACGGGUCUGCCACCGCCACGACCGAGGCACUGCGUCACACUAGGACCAGAGUUCUUGGCCAAGGAGUCAGCCGCCUUAACACCCCGGACACUGCCACUCACGUCUUCGUCAUCACCGACGGCCGUUGUAACAGAGGGUGCAGUCAGCUGGCAAAAGAGGCCGAUAAACUGAGGGCAAUGGAAGGGGUACAGGUUUUUGCUAUGGGCAUUGACAACGCUCGCGCCUGCGAACUCGAGAUUAUCACUGGGAGGGGGUCUGACCUGGCGUAUGGUCUUAGUGACUUUAGUCAGUUCGAGCAAUUCGCAAAGGCAGUCAGAGAAAGAGCGUCCCAGGAGCCAAACGGAUGCAUUUAAAGAGUGCCACAUAGCACAGUUAACACAUUUUGGUGUCUAAAAGCAAUAUUGUGUUAAAUGUGUCGCAUAUCUGCCGCAUCGAACACAAUUCAUUCAUAGUUAAGAGUCUUAAUUUCCACGCAUAGACUUUGAUAUCAAACUUCUACGAACAGUGUUAACAUCAGGAUUAUUAGGCAAAAACCGAAUAAAAUGAAUUGCUGA
Messenger RNA from Lingula anatina, 1370 nucleotides. RefSeq names its product matrilin-1. Lineage: Eukaryota; Metazoa; Brachiopoda; Lingulata; Lingulida; Lingulidae. The record is from RefSeq and is a predicted model, not a curated record.